CCUGGACAGGAGAGACUUGAGAGGACCUUGUAAAGUCCUCCUGAGGUGGGGUGUUGUUGCUGGGGUUUGUUCCUCAACCUCAGAGAGACUAGCAGGGUUGACCUGUUGGUGGCCUGCCUGCCUGCCUGCCUGGCUUCCUGCCUGCUGUGUCAGGACAGUGUACUGUAGCUGGUGGGCUGGGGACUCCUCUGUCAGGGUGGGUGCGGGCGUCUGGGUCUGGGUCGGCAUCGUGGCGUCUUCUCCUGAGAGUGGGAUCCUCAGUGUGUCCAGGAUGAACCGGCCGGCCCCCCCCGUCGAGGUCUGCUACAAGAACAUGAGGUUCCUCAUCACACACAACCCCACUAACGCCACCCUCAGCACCUUCAUCGAGGAUCUGAAGCAGUAUGGUGCAACAACAGUGGUCCGGGUGUGUGAGGUCACCUACGACAAGACACCACUGGAGAAGGAUGGUAUCACAGUCAUGGACUGGGCCUUUGAUGACGGUGCCCCUCCUCCCACUAAGAUCGUAGAUGAUUGGCUGAACCUGCUGAAGAGCAAGUUCUGUGAGGACCCUGGCUGCUGUGUGGCAGUACACUGUGUAGCCGGGCUGGGACGGGCUCCUGUGCUGGUGGCUCUGGCUCUGAUCGAGGGUGGGAUGAAGUAUGAGGAGGCAGUUCAGUUCAUCAGGCAGAAGCGCAGGGGAGCGAUCAACAGCAAGCAGCUGACCUACCUGGAGAAAUACCGCUCCAGACAGAGACUACGCUUCAAAGACCCUCACAAACACAAGAACAAGUGCUGCGUGAUGUGAUGUGGUGUGGCACCGCAGCCUGGCCUGACUGCUCUGACCGAUAUAGAACGGUUACAUGGACUUUAAUAUUGGGACCGACCUCCACCCCCCUGCGAUGCAUUUAGGACUUGACCUGUUGUCUGUCUCCAUGGGAGAGUUAGCUUCCACUGUUCUGUUGGGAUUCUUCUCACUCUCAGGGCUGUUAGAGAGAGACCAUCUUCUCUCUGAUGUCUUUGAAUUAACACGUUCGUCCCCAAGUGCUGGCCAACUAAACUCGUAGAGAGGAAAACCAAACAACUACCGACCUGGAUUGCCAUCAAGUGCACACACACACACACACACACACACUGACAUAAAUUAUUUUGCACUGACUGUGACACACACACAGCCAUUGACCACCAUACCAACCCCUCCACCACCAGCAACACUGUCAGCUUUGUCCCAGGCCUGUUCCUUCCUCUUUCCUCUCUGCUGCUAGUUAGCACUGACCCAACCCAAAGCACUGUCAAUGAAACACACCGACCGACCACUCGCUAUCACAACAGGCCCACUUUACAUCACCACACACCAUGUUAACUGAAAGGCCCUGCUAGCCAUGAUGACAUGAAUGAAAUAAUCAUGAAAAAUAACAGAUGUUUUGCUGUCUGUGUGUUUUUAUCUCAGUGUUUCGAUAACAUCCAGUUGAACAUCUUUGUUAAAUUGAACGCCAUCCACAAAGCUCGCCCAUCUUGCUCCGUUUUCAUAAUGCAUGAAAGGUAACACUCGUUAGAAUCAUGUCCUUGUCCCCUUCUUUUUGAGGAUGUGGGGAGGUGGGAUGGGACUUAAUAUAGGGCAAGGUUUUGUGCUGAGUCGCUGGUUUUUAAAUAGCAAUAUUUUUUACAUUGUGAUAUGAAAUACUCUGGGAUUAGGAUUCUUCACCACUGGCUGCUUGUGUUGUACAACAUGGGGGAUCUCAGUGUAUCUUGUGAGAGUGUGAGCUGAGCCUGGGUGGGCUUGGUGUCCCAGAUGGCAUCCUAUUCCCUAUAUAGGGUACUACUAUUGACCAGAGGCCUAUGGGCUGGAAUGCCAUCAAAUAUACACACGCGCUGACCCUAUGGGCUCUGGUCAAAAGUAGUGCACUAUAAAGGGAAUAGGGUGCCAUCUGGGACGCAUACUAUGCUUUUGGAAAGUAAACAUGACGGUGCACAGUAGUCGUCUCUGGGAUGAAAAACAGCCAACUGAACCGUCUGCUCAGAAAUAACGUCUGAGUUCUGUAUCUGUCAGUGUGGAUAUAAUUGUCACUCCUCUUGCGUCCCAAAUGGCACCCUAUUCCCUUUAUAGUGCACUACUAUAGAGCACUACUUUUGACUAUAGUCCUAUGGGCUCUGGUCGAAGGUAGUGCACUAGAUAAGGAAUAGGGUGCAAGACGCAGUCUCAGUUAAGGACAGGUACUGAAGGAAUGACUCAUAUCCUAGGAAGAAAGCUGUCACAUUUAUCUGCUGCCUUGGAAGUAACCCACUUCAGAUUGUUCACAGUUAAUGAAGUACAAGAAAUAAAGUAAUUGUUAAAGUA
Messenger RNA from Coregonus clupeaformis (lake whitefish), 2317 nucleotides. Its product is annotated as protein tyrosine phosphatase type IVA 3. Gene Ontology annotation, biological process: protein dephosphorylation. Gene Ontology annotation, molecular function: protein tyrosine phosphatase activity. The record is from RefSeq and is a predicted model, not a curated record. Gene Ontology annotation, cellular component: nucleus. Bases 272 to 787 code for a protein of 171 amino acids. NCBI's taxonomy places the organism in Eukaryota, Metazoa, Chordata, Actinopteri, Salmoniformes, Salmonidae. The transcript is spliced from 5 exons.